AUGUUAAGUACAAGUACAAAAUGUCUAAAUGAAGCAUUUAUGUGUCACUUUGUGAACUUAUUUUUAUGUAAUUUAAUAUUUAUCACCACAUUACUGCAGCAAGAACCAUUCAGAAAAGUCAGAUUUGGGGUAAUCAACCUUUUUCAACAUAAAAAUAUUGUUGACAAAGUAAAACCUAUAAAAAUACCUUUUAGGAAUCCGGUUCUUAUGAGUGAAUAG
Clunio marinus is the source of this 219-nucleotide messenger RNA. NCBI's taxonomy places the organism in Eukaryota, Metazoa, Arthropoda, Insecta, Diptera, Chironomidae. The record is from the annotation of a GenBank genome assembly.